AUGGACGUCAAACAAGGAACGGCAUUCUAUGGGCCUAAAUUUGACUCAGCUGUGACCUCAGUGUCGUACUCUCCCAACGGCAAGUGCAUAGCAUCGGCUUCUAAGGACGGUAUCUGCCUAUGGAGUCCGGAAUCCGGUCGUCAGCUCGGGAAAUCUUUGGAUGGACACACUGACUGGAUUCAAGAUAUCGCAUUUUCUCCAGAUGGACGGCACCUUGUCAGUGGAUCCAAUGAUACAACAGUAUGUGUGUGGGACUUGGUCACAUACGAGCUAGCGCUUGAUCCAUUGGAAGGCCACACAUGUUCAGUUUGGGCAGUGGGAUACUCACCAAAUGGUACCCUCAUCGCCAGUGGUGGAAGAGAUGGCACUACUCGGCUGUGGACUUCGGAUGGCGGCAAGACAAUUGCAAUACUGGAGCACUCGAGUGGGGUACGGCAGCUUUCCUUCUCUCCAAACGGCAGUAAUUUGGCGACCGGCUGCCUCGAUGGCUUGAUUUAUACCUGGGACGUUAGCAGAAGGAAGCAUUUCUUGAAACCCAUUACCGCCCAUAAGGCUGCCAUUUCUACAGUGUCGUACUCUCCUGACGGAAGAUUCGUGGCUACUGGUGGACAAGACUGGACCGUCAGGGUGUGGAGCGCUGAAACCGGCCUUCCCAUCACGAGGACGAUGCGAGGACACAGACUUGAUAUCUUGGGCAUUUCAUUUACUCCAGACAGCCGAAAGCUUGUCAGUGCGUCAUUUGAUUGUUCUAUCCGUGUAUGGGAUUUGUCUACGCAAGAUUCUAUUGUGUGGCCGUUGCAUGCCAAUCCUACCUCGGUGCACAUUGCAUGCUCGCAGGAUGGUCAAUAUGUUGUCGUUGGGCUCCAGAAGACCAAUGGCUUGACUAUUUGGUGUAUCAAGUCUGGAAGCGUCAUUCUUCCCGAGUGCCGCUUGAAUCAAGGUGUAGAACACGGGAUCAUGUCCACCAUCUUCUACCCGGAGGCAUUGGUAUGGCAUCCUGAUGGCAAGCACGUUGCAAGCGGAGGCCACGACCGCGUUAUUCGCGUGUGGGACACAGAGACAGGGGAAGAAUCCUCAAAUGCCUUCAUAUAUCAUCGUCAUUCUAUCUACUCCCUUGACAUCUCUUUUGAUGACUCAAUGAUAGUUAGCGGAUCAGAUGACGGUCAAAUUCAUCUGUGGAACACAAAUACCAAGGAAAUCAUCAAGCGUGCUUUUGAUGGUCACGCCGAUCGAAUUACAUCAAUCAAAUUCUCCGCCGAUGCCUCACGUGUUGUGAGUGGAAGCUACGACCACACCAUACGUGUCUGGGACACCCAUUCCGCCAGGGUGCUUCAGGUUAUAGACGGACAUGAAAACAUGGUCAAUAGUCUCAGUAUAUCAUACGAUGGAACACAGCUAGCCAGCGUCUCAAAAGACAAGACCGCGCGAGUUUGGGACAUGCAAAAUUACACUCAGCUUGCAAGCUUCACCCACGAUACUGAAGUGGCAUCUGUCUGUUUCUCACCCGACGACCACUACCUGCUCACAGGCUCUCACAGUGGUCAUGCGCACCUGUGGCACGUCCAAAAUGGAGAAGAGACGUUGGAGGUCAUGCACAAUCCCAAGAGCGCUGUACACAGUGUUUGCUUUGCUCCCGAUGGUUCUACAUUUGCCACAGCCGCCACAGGGCACAACAGUGUUUACAUAUGGGAUAUCAGUAACGGACACCAUCUUCGUUCACUGCCGCAUGACAGUGGUAUUAUCAGUGCUAUCUUCUCCCCGGAGGGGUCUCGCAUCGCCACUGGCAUGAUCCUGUCGCAACGCAACGACUCUGAGACUACCCUCGCCACGCCUCCCCCGCUCGCGUCAACUAUACUUGACUUCGACCACGACGACGUCUUCAAUGUGUCGGUCUACUUCCGCUGCAGCUGCCCCAGCGCCGCGAGCCCACUCUACACCAUCAAGACAUCCGGGCCCUUGACCGUCGUUCGGCGGCACAAUGUCCCUAUUGCCGCUAUUGAGCGCAGUAGUAUCGCGCCAGACUGCAUCACCCUUUGGCCGUCCACGCAUUCGACCCCGGGUAUGUACGUCGAUGCCAGCCUUUCCGGAACUGAAGGGGAUGUUAGUAGCCAUCAUGACAUACCCAAUGAUGAGGCGGACAUGUUGUAUACCCUCGAGGAAUGUGGGAUCAUGACAUGUCCUCGACGUGCCAACGGAAGAAGGACGGAAUUGAAUGAAUGGUUGAGCUCCCCUGAGGCAUCAACAUAUCCGGUACGGGUACAAGUCGCAGAUACGGUGUACGAGUGGGGAGAGGACCCGGCCGGGGAGCUGAUUCUUACAUCCACAUAUGCCUCUUGCGUUGUUCCACCCCUCCAAGAAAGGUGA
Coniophora puteana RWD-64-598 SS2 is the source of this 2364-nucleotide messenger RNA. RefSeq names its product WD40 repeat-like protein. The record is from RefSeq and is a predicted model, not a curated record. Lineage: Eukaryota; Fungi; Basidiomycota; Agaricomycetes; Boletales; Coniophoraceae. Gene Ontology annotation, molecular function: protein binding. The transcript has 6 exons. The coding region runs from base 1 to 2364 and encodes 787 amino acids.